AUGAGAUACUCAGUUAUACUACCAAUCGUUUCAUUCGCUGUUGCAGCUCAAAAUGAUAUCGUUCAACAAAAGAACGUCUUGGCCGCUGAUGCUGCUUCAGGUGCUGCAUCUGUUGCUGGUGCUGCAACUUCAGGCGCUGCUGGUGCUAUUGGUGCUGCAACUUCCGGCGGAGCCUCCGCUGCUGGCGCUGCUACCUCUGGUGGUGCUUCUGCUGCCGGUGCUGCUACAUCUGGUGCUGGUGCUGCCGGUGGUGCAUUAGAGACUGAAGGUGCUUCAGGUGCAAGUGAUGCUGCUGGAGGAUCUGAGGAGACCGGUGCGGAAGAGACCGGCUCUGGAGAAACUGGAGCUGCUGGAGGUGCUGGAGGAGAAACCGGAUCCGAGGAAACUGGAUCCGAGGAAACUGGUGCUGGAGAGACUGGUGCUGCCGGUGGCGGAGAAACUGGAUCCGAAGAAACUGGUGCUGGAGAAACUGGUGCUGAAGAAAGUGGUUCUGAGGAGACUGGUGGAGGAGAGACUGGUGCUGCCGGUGGAUCUGGUGGCUCCGAGACCCAAUCAGGAUCUGGAGGUGGAAGCAGUAAAUCAUCAGGAUCAAGCGGCUCGUCUUCAUCUGGUUCGAGCGGCGGUGGCUCUUCUGGUUCCUCAUCUGCUAGUGCUGGUGCUAGUUACUUGAGUGCUGGAGCAUUGGCUUAUGUUGCUGCUGUUGCCUUACUUUAG
Lodderomyces theae is the source of this 714-nucleotide messenger RNA. RefSeq names its product Pga23p (gene PGA23). The coding region runs from base 1 to 714 and encodes 237 amino acids. The transcript has a single exon. The record is from RefSeq and is a predicted model, not a curated record. Lineage: Eukaryota; Fungi; Ascomycota; Pichiomycetes; Serinales; Debaryomycetaceae.